AUGAUGGAGUCGUUCCUGCACAGCAAGGCUGACCAGCGGGAGCACGUAGAGGUGGACGAUUUAAAGAGAGAUCAGUCAUCAGAGUUCAGCUCCUUACCAGACGCACAGCAUUCCUGCAUCGAGGAGAGAGAACACCUUCAGGUCUACCUCCGAAUCCGACCCUUCACCUCGGCGGAGAGCAGCAAUGGAGAGUCACAGGACUGCGUUUCCAUCGAGUCCCCUGACUCGGUUCUGCUGAAGCCUCCCAGUCUGUCCCUCUCAGCGAGGCUUAGCGCCGACAGAUCGCUUCCACAGACUGGGCAGCGCUUCCAGUUCUCUCAGGUGUACGGUCCUGAGACGACGCAGAGGGAGCUGUUUGAAGGCACGGUGAAGGAUCUGGUCAAAGAUGUUCUUGAAGGGAGAAACUCUCUGGUGUUCACGUACGGAGUCACUAACGCUGGGAAGACCUUCACAUUCUUAGGUCCAGAUGCCGACGCCGGUGUCCUGCCCAGGACUCUGAACGUCAUCUUCAACAGUGUCGACGAGCAGGUGUUCCCCGAGAUGAGCAUCAAACCUCACCGCUGCCGAGAGUUCACAAGACUGACCAGGGAGCAGCAGGCCGAGGAAGCGUUGUUCAAGAGAAACCUCUUCAGACAGCUUAAAGAGGGUGACAGGAACAAUGUCAGCCUGCUGAACAUGACCAACAGGACUCUGCUUGAAGGCUCGUCCAUGCUGGGUGCAACAGCAGAGGACAAACUCAGCCUGGAGGUGGAACCACACACCAAGUUCUCCAUUUGGGUUUCUUUCUGUGAAAUCUACAAUGAGAACAUUCACGACCUCCUGGAGGCGGUUCCCAGCGGUGCUCCGAGGAGAACCGUGCUGCGCCUGUCGCAGGACGUCAAGGGCAACGCCUUCGUCAAAGAUCUGCGUUGGGUUCAGGUCAGUAGCGCAGAAGAGGCUUACAGGGUGAUGAAGCUGGGCAAGAAGAACCAGAGCUUCUCCUCCACUCGACUCAAUCAUCUCUCCAGCAGGAGUCACAGCAUUUUCUCCAUUCGAAUUUUAAGAAUUGAGGAUAUCGGGACUCCGAGGGUCCAAACAGUCAGCGAGUUGUGUCUGUGUGACCUGGCUGGAUCUGAGCGCUGCGCCAAAACCCAGAAUAAAGGCGAGCGUCUGAAAGAAGCCGGAAACAUCAACACCUCACUGCUCAUUCUGGGGAAAUGCAUCAACGCACUGCGACACAAUCAGCAGGCCAAGCUGCUUCAGCACGUCCCCUUCAGGGAGAGCAAGCUGACCCACUACCUGCAGGGCUUCUUCUGCGGCCGAGGGAAAGCCUGUAUGAUCGUCAACAUCAACCAGUGCGCCUCCAUGUACGACGAGACGCUCAACGUCCUCAAGUUCUCUGCUGUGGCACAAAAGGUUGUAGUUCUGUCCUCCAAGCCCCUUCCCGUCAUACCACAGAGGUCGGCCGGCGAGGUGUCCUUCAUCAUCAACAAUGCUGAGGGAAAGACUCCUGGGAGCAGCAGGAGGAGCUCCCUGAUCGGCUGGGAGAGCAGCCUGGAGGAUGUACAGGAGGAUGAGGACGAUGAGAGCCUGAUGGAGGACACCAUGGAUCAAACCGACGACGGAAACGACGAUAAAAUUCUCAUCUGUAAGAAGACGCACCAGAGGCAGGCGGCUCUUUUCAAACAGCUGCAGGUUCAGCUGAAGAGGGAGCGAGCGGAGAGUGUGCUGAUGGAGGCUCGAGUCAGAGAGGAGAUCAGCAGAGAGUUCUCAGAGCUUUUCUCUGAGAUGCAGAGCGACUUCGAUGACCGCUUGGCGAGGGAGAGGGAAAUCUUGGAGGAGCGAGCUGAGAGGAGGCUGGAAAUUUUCAAAAAUCUGACUGACAAAAUGGCCAAAGCUGGACUCAGCCAAGAUGCCCAAUCCACGGACAAACUUCUGGACUCCUAUUCGUCUGAAUUGGCAGGCAUGAAGACUUCCACCGAGGCUGCUCAUACGUGUGGAGGUUCAGGCCACGCAGGGGCUCCGGCAGAUAGAAACGACGCUGUGGAGGAGCUGGAGGUGGACGAACAGCAGCCUCACAAGCACAGUGGUGAAGCCAGCCGUGUAGAGGACGAGGAGAAAACCAGGCUCGUCUUGCAGCUCCAGGAGAAGUCGUCGCAGGUUGCCCGGCUGGAGAAACAAGUGGGAGACCUGCAGAAGAUGGCCGAGCUCGGCUCACGUGGUCGCUCGGCGCCGGUGGAAGAGAGGAGCUCACGUGAGAAAGAGCAGCUGCAGGAGGCUUUGACUGCCCUUCAAAAGGAGAAGAAAGCCCGAGAAGACGCCCUCGCUGCUCUGCAGUACCAGACUAUAGGAAAAGAGGAGGCACUGGCGUCCUUGGAGGAGGAGAGGAAAGCAAGGGAGGACGCCAUCGCUGCGCUUAGGGAGCUGAAGCAAAGUAAAGAGGAGUUGGUAGCCUCCCUGGAAGAAGAGAGACAAGACAAACAGGGAGCCAUGGCAGCACUGGAGGCUGAGAAAAGAGCCAAGGAGGACGCCGUGGCAGCGCUGGCAGAAGAGAAGCGAGGCAGAGAGGAAGCAGUUGCUGCUCUUGGUGACGAGACAAGCGGCAAAGAGGAGGUUCGGUCUGCUCUGGAGGCAGAACGGAAGGAGAUUAACCGGCUGGUUGAGGAGAGAGAAGAGAGGCUCCAGGAGAGCGAUGGGCUUCGACGAGAACUCAGAGAGCUGAGCGACAAACUGGACGCCGCAGAGCGACAGGUGACCAUCGAGACAGAGAACGCUGAACAGGCCUCAGUCCAACUGCAAACUGCUCAGGCUCGACUGGAUGAACAGGCCAAGGAGAAUGAGGAGAAGUCGACCCACAUUCACACCUUGACUGAGGAGGUUCAGAGACUGAAACAGGAGCUGCAGACCUCCGCAGGAUCAUCUGGUGCCCAUGAUCAACUCAGAGAGGAAGCAUCAGAGCUACUGAAGAGCCUGGAUGAGCAAAAAGAGAAAAAUGAGAGCAAGCAAAGACGAAUUGUGGAGCUGGAGAAUGAGCUUUCACAGAUAAAGCAACAGCUGGCACAGAAGCAGCUGAUCUCCGACCAGCAGCUGGAGGAGUUGACUGAGAAACUGCAUCAGAAAGAGGCAGCCUCAAAACAGCAAGUUGAAGAGCUCAGAAAGAAGCUUGAGGAACAAGAAGAGACGUCCCAGCAGCCUCUGGAGGAGCUCAGAUCCCAGCACCAAGGCCAGCAGCAGGCUGCCAAAGCAGAAAUAGAGCAGCUGAAAGCAAAGCUGGAGCAGCAAGCCGAGGCCUCAGAGAAGCAGGUGGAGCAGCUCAACGAGAAGCUGCGAGAACAACAAGUGGUGUCACUACAGCAGCUGGAAGAGCUAAAAAACAAACUGAGUGAAGAAAAAACGGCUUCUGACAAACUCUUAGAUGAUCUCAAACAGCAGCUCAGUGAACAGCAGAGAACUGCAGAGCUGCUCAAGACUGAACUAGAGGAAGCUCAGCUUAAAGCUACAACCGGUUCCUCUAGUUCUGAGAAUGAAGAUCUCAAGAGGCUGAACUCUGAUCUCCUGACUGAGGUCGCAGCCCUGAAGGCAAAAGUUUCCAACAUGGAGGAAACAAAGGAGUCCUCCAGCAAAGCCGAAGCUCAGCUCAAAGAACAGGACACGCAGACGGAGGAGAAGCUGUCCGAGCUGCAGAAAGCAUCUGCACAGAAAGAGGCAGAGCUGCAGAAAAAGUUGCUGGAGAAGGAGGCAGAGGUCACGUCCUUGAAGAAGAAUCUGCAGGAGGCUGAGGACCGGCGGGAGGAGGAGGAGUGUCAAGCUGUCCAGGAGGCUCGACGCAGGGAGGUGGAGAGACGCAGGGAGCUGCUGGCUGUGGCCCACGAGGCCAUCGCUCAGAAGGACGGCGAGCUGGAGAAGAGAGCCGAGGAGAUCAGCAGACUGAAGGAAGACGCCAAGCAGGACUCGGAGAAAGUCAAGAGCCUCAGCCUGGACCUUCAGAGGAAAGAGGACGACUCGUCAGACCUCAGAGAGAAACUGGCUGAUUACAAGAAGCAGAUCCAGCAGGUCCAGAAGGAGAUUUCGGCCAUGAGAGACGAGGAAAAAUCUUUGAAGCAGAAGCUGGCAGAUGCAGAAAAAGCUAAGAAGCAGCUUCAGUCCGACCUCACCAACAGAGACAGGACCAUCCAGCAGCUCAGAGUGGAACAAUCAUCCAACACUAAGUCCAAUGAGACUCUUCAGCUCUACCAGAAGGCCUGUAAAGACCUUGAAGCCAAGCAGCGUGUGAUGGAGGACAUGCGUUUGGCUCUGACGGAGCAGGAGGAGACGCAGGAGCAGAUGGAGCAGGUCCUGGAGGAGAAGCUUAACCUCAUCCAGGAGCUGUCCAGCGAGGUGGAGACAUUGAAGGGGACGCUGCUGAAGCAGGACCGUGGAGGCGAAGCGCCCCAUCGGGUGGAGAACCCAUCAGAUGACCUCAGGCUGGCUCAGGAGGAAGCUGCUCGAGCUCAGGACAGCUUGAAGUCGUGUACAGACAAACACCAGGCGGAGCGCAGAAAGUGGCUGGAGGAGAAGCUGUCCCUGAUCGGCCAAGCUAAAGAGGCAGAAGACAAGAGGAACCAGGAGAUGAGGAAGUUUGCCGAAGACAGAGAGCGCUACACCCGACAGCACGGCCAGCUGGAGUCCCAGCUGACUGACAAGGAGCAGACCAUGCAGAAGUGGAGGAAGGAGAGAGACGCUCUGGUGGCAGCUCUGGAGGUCCAGCUGCAGAAGCUGCUGUCGAGCCAAGCAGAGAAAGACAAACUCAUCCAGCAGCUUCGGCAGAAUGACACACAGACGCCACAAGAGGCUGCUGGUGGUGGUGGAGGAGGACCUGGAGGACCUGGAGGACCUGGAGGACCCGGCCUGGUGGAGCUGCAGGCUGCUCUGUCUGAGAGGGAGGCUGAGAUCCUGCGACUGAAGGAAGAGCUUCAGGCCUCGGUGGCCAAACAGCAGGACACCAUCACACAGACUGAAAACAGCGAGAGCUCUGCUACGCUGGCCGGGAAACCUGACGGUGAAACCAUCAACAGGAAGUCAGGAAGGAGGGAUGCCAGAGCGUCGGUCAGCAGCCAGGGCUCCGCUGGCUAUCCGUCGGUGCUGGACUCCUCUGAGAUUUCCACAGAGAACGGCAGAACCAGCCGGUUCCCUCGGCCGGAGCUGGAGAUCUCCUUCAGCCCUCUGCAGCCGAACCGCGUGGCUCUGCGGCGGCAGGGAGAGGAGAGCGCCGUCACCGUCAAACUCACCCGCUCGGCUCGCAAGAGGAAGAGCAGCGAGAUGGAGAAGUCCCACAUUUUCAGGAGGAGUAAACGCCGAACACGUGAGGAAGAAGUGGAGGCACAGAACAGGAGGAACUCGAGAACCAAACUGACGCCAAAGCUGACCCCACACAAGGAGGAGAGCUCUGGUCCGGCGGGUCGCCACGACUCCCAGAGCAGCCUCCGCAGCAGAAAGGAAGGAACGCUGCAGAAGAUCGGAGACUUCCUGCAGAGCUCCCCCACGCUGCUCGGCUCUAAAGCCAAGAAGAUGAUGAGUCUGGUGAGCGGUCGGCCUGAUGCGGACUCAGCAGCUUCCACCUCCUCUCUGGGCCUGAGAGCCAAGAAGAACAAGAGGAAGCUGUACCGGCCUGAGAUCUCCUCACCCAUGGACAUGCCCUCCCACCCAAUCAUCAGCAGAGAGCCGGAGGAGAAGGACAGCGACCACCAGAUCAUUAAGAGGCGCCUUCGCUCCAGGAUGCCCAAAUAAUUCACAACAUGUGGGUUUAGUUUUUGUUUGUUUUAUUGUCUUAAGAAAUGGGAGAGUAUUUGUUUCUAUGUCCAAAAACAUAGAAACAAAUCUCAAUAAUCGCAUUUAAUCUGCAGUUCUUAAUAUUUAAUUAUUCACGGAGCAUUAGAGUAGAGCACAGACUGCUAGCUAGGGAGUAUUUAAAGGAAUAGUUUUGUAUUCUAAUGUUCUGCUGAGAGUUGAUGAGAGAUCAGAGUAGAGCACCAUCAGACCACCGAGCUAACAGCUCCGUCUGCUGCUAUUGCUAAUGCUAAGCUAACCUGGUAGCUUCACUCAGUGUUUCAUUUAACUCUCAACAGAUGAGCAUAUUUACCGAACUUAAAUACUGAUAUCAUUUAAUCAGCUGUUAAUUCCUUUUUCCUUGAGACGCUGUUAUGUCCACAUUUAAGUGACUCCACAACAGGAAGCACUCUGCAUCUGUGCAUACGCUCCCAAACACUUUAUACCUGAAGGAUGCAGAUUGCUUUUUCUACUUUUUAUGUGCAAUUUCUAAAUUGAAGUUAACGAGUCGUGCUGCAGUUCAGUUUUAUUAUUGACAUCUUGGUAGUUAGAACAGUUAGAAGACGUUCAUGUGACGUUUCAGUCUGACAGCAGGCUGGUGGUCCAUGUCCUCCAGGAGCUGCUACGAUUGUUGACUGUCUCACUAAACAAUGUUUGUCCAGAUACCAGAAUGCUCAGUUUUUCUGUAUUUGAUUUGUAUUCGCCCGUAGAGGAUCCACUACACGUUCCAUAAACUGCACUUUAUCUACAAGAACACGUCUGAGAUGUAAACCACUGGUCGUAUGUGUGACUGAAACGCCUUCGGUUCAAGGUUUUAUCUUCAGCACCACUCUAAGAGUUGUUUUCGGUGAUUAUAUCUGUUCUAGAAGAAGGAUGCUGAGUUGUUGUUUUGUACUCACAUUAAAACGUUUGUUCCUGUUCAUGUCUCA
This is a messenger RNA of Stegastes partitus (bicolor damselfish), 6713 nucleotides long. It is a transcript of the gene kif20ba, whose product is annotated as kinesin family member 20Ba. Gene Ontology annotation, cellular component: spindle microtubule; nucleus; mitotic spindle. Gene Ontology annotation, molecular function: microtubule binding; ATP binding; plus-end-directed microtubule motor activity. The record is from RefSeq and is a predicted model, not a curated record. Gene Ontology annotation, biological process: microtubule-based movement; regulation of apoptotic process; spindle elongation. NCBI's taxonomy places the organism in Eukaryota, Metazoa, Chordata, Actinopteri, Pomacentridae.